Messenger RNA from Schistocerca piceifrons (Central American locust), 663 nucleotides. RefSeq names its product receptor-interacting serine/threonine-protein kinase 4-like. Lineage: Eukaryota; Metazoa; Arthropoda; Insecta; Orthoptera; Acrididae. Gene Ontology annotation, cellular component: cytoplasm; nucleus. Gene Ontology annotation, molecular function: protein binding. The record is from RefSeq and is a predicted model, not a curated record. Bases 1 to 663 code for a protein of 220 amino acids. The transcript has 2 exons.
AUGGCCGCCACCACCGCCAACACAGCCGCCAUCACCAACACCGCCACCACCGCCACGACCUCUGCCGUCACAGCCCACCAGACUCUUGCUGCAGCUGCACCGCCCACGACUCCUCCACCUGAUGAAGGCACUGUCUCUCGGAUGCGGAGCCUCUCUGGAGAGCAGAGAGUAUGGAGGCUGAUCCAGGCGGCUCGGCAGGGGGCAGUAUGGGAGCUAAGGGCACUGCUCGCAGUGGGGGCGGACGUGGGGGCGAUGGGCGGAGGUGGGUGGACCGCCCUGCACUGGACAGCAUGGGAGGGACAUGUGGAGACGGCGAGGUGCCUACUGGAGGCCGGGGCGCCAGUGGACGCCUGGGACGGCGGUCUGAAGAGGACGCCUCUGUUCUGUGCUGCACAGAGGGGCCAUGCAGCUGUGACGCAGCUGCUGCUAUCGGCCUCCGCCGACCCAAACUUCAAGGAUGUGGAUUGGUGGACGCCGUUGCACUUUGCAGCUCAAGGUGGCAGCCCAGAAGUGGCAGCUGCACUGCUCGAGGCGGGGGCCGACCAGGAAACCAGAAAUGAUGAUGGGGACACAGCCCUGGACAUCGCCAGGCAGUGUAACAGGCGGCGGCUGAUCGAGAUGCUGUCAUCAGGCAGCCAGUCCAAAAAACUCCCUCUGCAAUAA